Molecule: messenger RNA, 789 nt
Organism: Penicillium soppii
Lineage: Eukaryota; Fungi; Ascomycota; Eurotiomycetes; Eurotiales; Aspergillaceae
Product: YoaK family protein
Exons: 1
Coding region: 1-789 (262 amino acids)
Source: RefSeq, a predicted model, not a curated record
AUGACCAUGCCUCAAGAAACAGAUCCCCUCUUGGGGCCGGGACCAGGGCCAGGGUCAGAAUCAUCCCGGCCCCGUCUAUCCAAACACCUACGCACCGAAAUCGAUCCCGCACAUGGAGACCUGAUCCUACUAUUGUGCUACAUUAUCACCGGCCUCCUUGAUAGCUCGGCCGUGUUUAUCUGGGGUUCCUUUGUCAGCAUGCAAACAGGCAACACCGUUUACUUUGGACUGGGUCUUGUUGGCACUGAUGAUGAUCGUUGGAUCAAAUCUGGUGUCUCCAUUGCGGGAUUCUGUCUUGGCUCUAUGUGUUUCGCCGCCUUCCACCGAGCUUUCCCAGCCAGGCGAAGAUGGGUGCUCUGUGCGUCCUUCCUCGUACAGACCCUGUGUGUGUCCCUUGCUGCUCUCAUUGUUACCAUGUUUCGCCCAUCUCGUGAUGCGCCCUUGAGUUGGAUGGUUCUGGUUCCUCUCGCUUUGGUAGCGUUUCAAAGCAGUGGACAGGCGGUGGCGAGUCGUGUCUUGAACUUCAAUGGCUUGACUAGUGUUGUUUUGACUAGUAUUUAUUGCGAUUUGUUCUCCCAUCCAGAUUUCCUAUCCACGAAGGUGGUUGGCCAUGCCGAGGAAGUGCGCCGAUUGGGGGCUGUCCUGUGCUUGUUAUUGGGUGUGGUGUUGGGAGGUCUUUGGGCUCACAGCUCGGUCGGGUUGAUGGGAGCAUUGUGGACUGCAGCAAUGUUGAAAUCUUUCAUUGUUGGGGCGUGGCUGUGGUGGAAAGGGAAGAAUGAAGAUGAAUGA